Molecule: messenger RNA, 8461 nt
Organism: Topomyia yanbarensis
Lineage: Eukaryota; Metazoa; Arthropoda; Insecta; Diptera; Culicidae
Exons: 3
Coding region: 513-5831 (1772 amino acids)
Molecular function (GO): protein binding
Source: RefSeq, a predicted model, not a curated record
UGUACGCGAAUGGUACUUUUCGUUUCGUUUCUCCGCAACGGCUACUAAAUCAACCAGUUCAAGUAUAACUAGGAAUUCAAAAAAAAGCAAACAUAUUUUAUUAUUACUAGCAUCACGUUCAAGGACCUACCGCUCAUUCGGUGAAUGCAAGUGAUUUAGUUAAAAGUUCUCGAAUGUUUAGUGGUUUUUUGUUUUAGAUAGGCAUGAAAAGUACCACAAAAUUGUACAGUAGAAACAAAAUUCAAACUUUGGCAUAUUCAAAAACACUUGUGAGCUAAAUAGUUUAUUUUAAGUGAACAUUUCGUGUAAAUAGUGAAACUAUGUCGGUUCUAUUCAACCGCCGGAAAAAUCACACCUCGAUGUUUCUCUUAAUCGCUCCUAAAAAUAUCCACCAUAAAUAAAUAAGAAUAUCACAAUCAUUACACCGAGUUCAGCUAUAACCGAAACCGUGCCAAUGUUACGCUUCUUUGUGCAACUUCGCUUUCACUGAACGACCUCCGAGCCCAGACACAAUGCUAUUCGAAGCGGUUCAGAAUGGAGACGUACAAAAGGUGUCCUCCCUGCUGGACGACGGAAUCGAUGUCAACACCAGAGAUGACAAAUUCUUCAACACCGCCCUUCACAGGUCCAUCUUUGCCAGUGGGAAUCGCUACCAGUUAGUCGAUCUGCUUAUAUCUCGGGGUGCCGACUGUAAUGCGCUGAACAAAAAAUUUCUGACGGCAUCCGAGUUGGCACUGGAGAAAAAACUCGAUGAUCUGGCAAAGCACAUGAUCCUGCGGGAGACCGAACGGAUCGAAAAUCACCUGGCGUACUAUCUGUUGAUUCGGCGCGGGAACCUGCAGCUGUUUGAGUUUCUUAUCUCGAUCAAAAGGCUCAAGUACGAGGAUGAGAUUCAGAUCAUCGCUCGAGCGUACGCGGAGCUCAAACUCAAAAAUGUUCCGCUGAAGGAGCACAUGGAAGCGUAUCUGAAUGAGAUCCUGAUUAACCAUGACUACUGGCUGAUUAACAACAAUGGGCGGGGUAAACAGGGGAAAGUUCGCGUUCAAAAUGUGCACCGUGUUCGGGAAAUUGUGGAAAAUGUGCAACAGCUGUUCGCUGCCUACGAUAACUACAAUCUAAUGGAUGUGGACAGCAUAUUUCUGCUGCGAUUGUCCUACAUACUGGAAAACGUCUUUUUCAUCCGGAACCACUACAAAGAGUUACCAUUGCAUCAUGUCGAGUUCUGCAUCGCAAUUUUCCUGCAUAUCUGGAAAAGUCCUCCACACUACGAGAUCUACAAGAUGUUCAUCGACAAGCGGCAGCUGCUAACGUACCUAGGGGCAAUUACCAAUGAACUGAAAAAGAUCAUUGCCCUUCCAUGUUACAACCUAACACCUCCACCUAGCCCCCAACCUACUGCUACCAUGUCCGGAACUCCGGCUUCGCCCACAGGAGCGUCCAAUAGCACCGACAAACCGCACACUCGAUUUUGGUGGACUUCGGAACUGAAUCGAGAGUUACUAUUCUGCUUCUACGUAGUGACCACGGGUGGUCAGCACACCAUCGGCUACCGGAGGCGUCUUCACGAUCUGUGGUGUAAUCGACAGGCAACCUAUAACCAUCUGACAGAACAGAAUCUUUUCAGCCAACUUCGUAAGAUCCAGCGAGAUCAUCUCCUAACGGAGGACGUCGGUCAGAAAGCUCUAGCGGAAGCCAGUCAAUACGGGUUCGAUUAUCACUGUUCGCGAACACGUCCGGUCAAGAUUUCGGACAAAAAUAGGAAAGUGUUUCGAAGGCUCGCGAAAAGUUAUAGUAAAAUGAAAGAACUUCACUCGAUCAAUAGGGCUAUGGCUUAUGUGAACUCUGUCGUUGAUAUGAAAUUUAACCCCAGCAGGGAAAUCGAUGUGUUAGCGAUGAAAAGAGUCGUUCAGGUGCUAUGUGAAACUAUUAGAACUAGUAAAGAUACCCCUAAUGUUGGGAAACAUAUAGUUAGUUUCCUAAAUGUUCUAACUCCUAGAUAUUUGCUAGGCGAUACAAAAGCACGUCACUACUUAUCACACUGUCGUAGGGAUUUCUCAUCGUUGCUGGAGACUGCCGAUGAGGAAAUCGACUACGCCGAACUGCACCGUAAUCUUAAGAUACUGAGGAAUCUCUUGUUGUAUGUACAAAAUUUAGAAUAUAUACUAGCUGUGAAAACGCUAAUGAAUCGCCUAUACGAUAGUAAGUGUCUCGAGGAGAUUAAGUCAUACUAUGCUUACAUUUUUCGGCACAAUUCGAAAGAUUUAAUGAAAGAUUUUGAAUUUGCUCCGUUCCUUCUGUUGGAAUUGGAUUCUAUUCUGGAGGCAAUUUCGGCAGAACAGUGUACGUUGGGAUUCAAGCCCAGUGAUCGUAUCGAGAAAAUGAAAGCUUUACUCCGUGAGGAGAUUGAUAGUUACAAAUUUCUUCAUCAACAUUUCAGUAACGCAAUGCUUAUGGUUGACUGUAUAGUAUCGAAGAUUAAAUCGAACCAUAGCUAUGAGAAAAUUCGUCAUCUACUUCGAUCGCAUUUGCGAGUGUUUCAAUUGAAUCGCAAGGUUACGGCAAUUUUUUUAAAUCACUUCAAAUCGGAACUAGUGACCUUUCUGUACCAUGAUCUGAAACUGAUAUGCGAUGAACAUAAUCAAACUAGAGUUAUAUUUUUGGUAACCGCAAUGUUGUUUGCCAUCAACAAUCACUCAGUUGAUCGCAACGAUAUGGAUCUUCAUUUUCAAAAUUAUCUUAUGUCACCUUUGUUUGAUAACUACACAAUUCGAGAGGGACGAACAGUCAUCCGGAAAGCGAAAGAUCAUCCCGAAAAACGCAGCGAACUAUUGCACCACUGUCUGCAAAAGCAUCAGAUCCCAUUCAAUGGGUCUUCAUUCCAGAAAUUUAAACGUAACGACGAGAAGGUCUCAGAAGAAAAGAUCAGUCAGUUACAGAACCUUUUUCUGGAUCCGAACAUGAACCUCCGAACAUUCGAUCGAAUUGAAGAAAUUGCUUUUGAAAUGGCGAUGCUAGAAGCGACAUGGGCUUUGUCAUCGAAACUGCUAAACAACGCAGAAAGUUUGAGCAAUUACGUACCCGUGCUAACCGGGCGCAACCUACGGAACUAUUUGACCCGUGGAAGUGUAACCUAUGAAGUGCUGAUUCCGAACAUAAGUUCGAAAACGAUAGUUCAAAAUGCUCUCAGUAUCAUUAAACUUUCGAAAAAUAUAAUUUCGGAAAUUUACGAACGACACUGUUGGGAUUUUCAGGAACGUUUGGAAUGUCUCCGGUAUCAAAUGAAUAUUUUGGAUGGAUUUCGGUUUCAAAGUUGUGACGAGAUACGGGACACUAUUAAACAGGAUCAAUACUUGAUAGGGAAGGAUCAUUUAUCGUUUGGAAUAGUUGAUCGGCUGAUACAAACACAGAGUUGUUUAUUGUUAGGACACCUUCUGGAUCUGUCCAAUAUCGAUGAGUUGCUCAAAGUUCUAUCCUAUCUACUGGAUGAUGUUAAGGUAAUAUCUUGCGGUGGAUACUUUUAUGACUUCCUAAAAGAUAUCAGCUCAAGAAUUCGCUUUUGUUAUCAACUGGCACUGUUGAGCAACGAAGAGGACAUUUUGCUGAAGAUAGUCUCAGAUUUUGGUCAUGAGCAGAUCGACUCGAUUUCGAUGAUUUUCAACUUCGACCAAAUGUUUAUCAGCUUUCUGGAGAAUCAUGCCGAUUAUGACGUCAACACGGACUUGAAUGUGGACAUUCUUCAUUGUGCGGUUUUGUCAGGAAACAUAGAGCUUCUGAAUUUGCUACUUGAUCAAUGUAAUGAUCUCAACCAAAGAAAUGCGUGCAAUCUUACCCCGUUGGACGUAGCCUGUAAGUUAAGCAACGUGGAAAUGAUGAAAACUUUAACGAAUGCCGGUGCGAAAUGGUUUACAAAUGAUCUAAGCCAAUACACGUGGCUCUUCCUCAACAACGAUCAUGAGGCGAUCAUAUUUCUCAAGAACAACGAUCUAAUAGGGGAUAAAAUAGCGAAGAGUUGCAUCAACCUGUUUCUGCAGUUCUGCGAGGAUGACAAAGAAGAAAUUGUUGAAUUUAUGCUAAAUAGUGUGGAUUAUUCGCAUCUGUAUCCCGUUGCUGCAAAGUUCAGAAGAAUGCAUGUAUUAAGAUAUAUGAUCGCAAAUGACCGAAUGGUGAAGGUGAAUAUUAACCGAAGAGAUUGCAACGGUCAAACUGCGCUUCAUGUGUCUAUUAUGAAUGGAUUUAGGGAAGUUGUUGUGCUGUUGUUGAGCCAUCAUGGGAAUCCACAAAUAGUGGAUUCAGCGGGAAAUACUCCACUUCAUUUAGCCGUUCAAAAUUGCGAUGUAAAAAUAGUAAAAUUAUUGCUCAAACACCAUUCGCAUAUUGAUACGAAAAAUGUGUUGAAUAUGACUCCAUUAGAUUUAGCCGUGGAAAAAGGACAUUUAGGAAUAAUAAAAUUGCUACUUAGGCGAAUACAGCCGACUCAGAUGGUAAGGAUUCCUGAAAUUAUCCGUUCUUUGGACCUACUGAAUCUGUUGAAAAUCUCGAAUGUACAGUACAAAUUACAACAUAAUCAGGAACGUCGUUUUACUGAUUCGCUAACGCCACUGCAUUACGCCAAAGAAGAACGAGAAAUACGCAUUCUGUUGCGGUACUUGGAUGGAGAUAUUUGCUCCCCCAGAUUUUUGGAUACUCCUCUACACCUCGCAUGUUUAGUCAACAAUUUGAACGCUGUUAGUACGCUGCUCGCGCAAGGAGCAAACCCUAACCUAACUAAUUGUGACAAUUUAACGGCACUUGAUCUGGCUGUGAUCAAUCAGAACAUAAAGAUCGUACGAACCGUCAUUCCUUACCUUCGACAGCCCUAUCAAGCGCAGAUUAACGCAGCCUUCGAAAUUGCCGUUCGAAAACAGAAUCUUGAAAUAGCGACUCUGCUGUUGGAAAAUGGAGCAGACAUCUCGAUACUGCGACUGUUUGCCAAACAACCGACACUGCUUCAUACGGCGGCCCGUCAUGGUUUCGUCAAAAUCCUACAAUAUAUUCUUCAGGAGCGACUUUUCCCGGUUAACGAUGAAGACUCCACCGGAUCGACUGCUCUGUUCCACGCAGUAAUCAGUGCGAACAUAGAAACAGUUGAAUGCCUUCUUAAGCAUGGUGCUGAUGUAACAUACUCCAACAAAUCCGGACAGAAUGUUAUCUCAACAGCCACAAUGUUCGGUGAACUGGACAUUGUUAAAUAUUUCAUCAACAACUUUCCCGAGAUCGCGCGCUAUGUUCUAUUGCCACACGUUGGCCAAAAUACCUCCCUCCAUAUAGCCGUUCUGAAAGAAUCCAUACCUAUGGUAAGAUACUUCAUCAAGCUACACAAAGAUAACCAGUACAGCUUGAACGGACAGAAUCAGGAAGGAUUUACAGCUAUCCACAUCUGCGCGCAAACGGGCAACGAACAGAUAUUCUGGCUUCUACUUGAACACGGUGCCGAUCCCACGAUUCCUCUAACCAAUGGGCAGUCCAUUCUGCACACGGCUGCCUCCAAUAACCACUUGAAUAUUGUGCGGAUUAUUUUGGGGCGAUCAUUAAUCGACGUGAACGCCGUCGAUUGUAACCAGCGAACCAUCCUGCACUAUGCGGUAUUCUCGAAAAGUGCAACCGUUGUUAGGUUGAUUCUCAAAAUUCGCGGUUUGAAAACAGAUCGGCAGGAUUGCAACGGAAACACCGCACUACACCUGGCAGCCGAAAGCCAGUACAUUGACAUUUACAAUAUGCUGCAGAAGCGUGUCGGGAAUGAGCUGAGCAAUUAUAACCGGAAACGUGCAAUUGAUGUUCUGUUGAAAAAGUAGGCUGGGACAUUGUACAUAGUUAUCGUUCUCUAGUAUCAUGUUGAUAAAUAGUAAGAUGUGUACCUCCCAAAGCUAUAUUUCUCUCGUGAAUCCGUGUAUAUUUUAGAAACACAUGUAAUUAUUAGAUUAAAAAUUUUAAGCCAUGAAAACAUUUCUGUCGAUCGAAUCUAUAGGGUUAAUACAUUAAUUAUUUACAAUAAUUUCAAAUUAAAUGGCACUAUUCUCUAUUGAAAUCUGCAGACUAAUGAGAGAAGCCUGAAACAUCCAAAAACUUUAAAAACAGCUGUCGAAAGAGUUAUUUUAAUGAUAUUGCAGGAUUCGAACUCGUAUACCGGCUGAUUUCUGUCAGGAUUCUGGCUCGAAUGCAACAACCGAUUCUGCAUAUGUAUAUUCAUUCCUUGUUUUGACGUAUGUCACGUUUUUCCCCUUUUUUCAAGGUUUUUAGGAACGUGUCCAAUAGAAAACAAAGAAAGAAUGACCGGAAUGGCGAGAAUGAAGAUACGGUGAAAAUUCACCUUUCAUUUGACACACGGAGAAAAAGAUAUGUCCUCAAGCAGGCAUCGAUCCUACGAUCUCCCUAUCUCUAGCUGGGUGCGUUAGGCACUCCGCCAUCGAGUAACUGUGAUGAGGUGAUCACAAUUUCCCAACAGUAUCGUGAUCACCGCUACAGUCCUAAUCUCUACUAAUGAGCCCAUCGACCCCCAAUGUCUCCUAUAUGCAAAUCGUCACCGCCCCCUCUAUUCGAUCGACCAAAUCUCUCUCGUUAUCUAUUUUUAGCUCCAGUGCGUGAUCGCAUGUUCGAUUCCCGCUUGUAAACAUAUAUUUUUAUCGGUGUCAUUCUCACCGUUCCGGUCACUUUUCUCUGUCUGUUUUCCAUUGGACACGUUCCUAAAAACAGAUUCUGGACCUAAACCGGCCACGCCUGAAGACAGGCAGAAUUCAACCAUUGUAACAAAAUUCAAUCGAGUUCCAGCUACAUCCCAGAUACUGUCAUGUCCACGGUGUGUUUGGUAGAACUUUUUUUUCUUUAAAAAAGUUGGUAUCUGUAAAACUAAAACUACGUAAAAUAAUCGGUCGGAGGUCAAGAGUAGCCUAUUUAAAAAAUAUUUUGCAUGAAUGCUCACGUUUCUCAAUGGAACUAUUUCACAAUUUUGACUUUGGGUGGUGCUUUAGACAUUCGAACAAUCUUUAAAGUGAGAAUGUUACGAACAGUUUCGUUGUCUACAACUUUGUCAAAGACUGCAAAUUGAAUUGAAAUCUCCAGGAAAAAUUUUAAAAAAUUGUAACAUUCAUUAUGCAUUAUUAUAGUUACUUUGUUUUAAAUGUAAAUUCACUCAUCAAGUUAAACUUAUGUUCCAACCAAAACAGUAGAGGGAUAGUUAUUCCGACGUUCGUUUCCACUUUAUAGGUUAAAUCACUUAAUGGCAUUGAUUUACUGUUUCUAAUUAAAUAUACCACGUUCUGGUCCAGGUUUGGGUUGAAAGAUCCGGGUUUUCUGCCUCUUCCUGGCAGUUCAUCCAACGAAUAGUGUUCCUCAAACUUGUUUAUGAUGGAUUUGACACUCGUGUGAUGAAUUCUAAAGCGCUUCGCCAAUUUUCCCACUGUUGCACACUUUUCACUUAGACAUGUGUCCAAAGUUUUAAUUACCACUUUAUUUUCGGAAAACGAAGAAUUCAAACCGUACAAAAAAGUAAACAAUUGAAAUCACAAUCAAACGCACAGCAUGCCGCGAUGAACACAUUAGUACCAUAACAAAUACAUGCGUGAAACAUUAAGAUUUCUGACAGCUGAUUUACAACCACAGAUGCAAAGUAUCGCCAAAGGAUUUUGGUUUGUUUGCCUCACGAAAUACCUAACCUCAACCGGUUUUUGCAGCGCAAAAUGUUUUGUUUUCCUCACGAAAUAAUUCGGCACCGUUUCUUUUUUAACGGGAAUAGAAAGGUCAAUAAGCGGCCCUUACACGUUCAAUAUUUUUGACAAUACUAGAGAGUAUUGACAAAAGUGUUGUACGUGUAAUGGAAAAAAGUAGUAUUGACGUUGUGGAUUUCAAAUCGGAUUGAAAUAUUGUAACAAUAUCGACGAAAUAUUGAACGUUUAAGGGCCGCUAUACGUACAUCCGUGAAAAGCUUCACAGAUGCUGAGUACUGGCUUCGUUGAAUCUAGUUGAAAAUUGUUUGUGCAUUGGAUGGGUCUCACUAGCGGCUCCAGGGGGACGUACGUACCCUCCUAUUCAACCGAGAAGUGUUCCAGUAGAAAUGCGUGUGCUUACAACCCUUUCAUGAAUACUUGUUUCUUUAAACCAUUAUGAAGUGUGAAGGAGUUAAUUUAGGAUAUUGUAGCUCGAUAUCAUUGAUGGAUAAGUCGAGUAGUCCUUAUUGGGUUCCUUGAGGGACGUCUUAUAUAAUUUCUGUGUAUGAUUUGUCAAAUUGCCGCUGUCCAUGCAUGUUAGGAAACGCGUGUCCAAAAUUCGAAAUACCAUCUUCCAAAUCGUGUAUCAGAUACAUUUUGCCAAGAAGGUGCCCCCUCCCCCUACCUUUACCAACCAGCUGGAGCCGCCUAAGGGUGCUUACAGAGUGGCGGCGAGAAUCUGAGCAGGGGCUGGUACUGACAUUAUAAUGGUUUACCGCAAG